AUGAUCACGGACUCGCCAAUUUUAAAAAAGCACGCAUCAUCUAAAAAAAGCACAAGGAUAGUAUCUCUGACGCUGAUUUUCCUCGGGAUAGUAAGCUUUCUAGUGUUUACAUGGGACGACUCCUUAGAAUUUUACAAUAACGCUACGGGCCUUAACGACAGUAACGAUAGCAACGAGCAAGGGAGCGCGAAGAGAUUGAUUUACAAGCUACCAAACUUAUUAAAGACCGCAGACGGUCUUCCAGAUAAGAAAGAAAAUGAAUUGAAUAUUUUAAAAGUCAAAGAAGAAAUCUCGCAUAUCCAAAGUGAAGUCGAGGUCGAUAUCCCGGCACCCGCAUUUGAGUCUACAACAUCGUCUUUAUCCACAGCAUUCCAAAAAGAUGUGCCCGCGCCCAGAACAGCUACAUCAACAGUGCCCUCAUCCUCAUCCUCUAUUAUCUUGAAAAGAAACAUCAACCAAAAGAAAUUCGACCCCAAAGUGAGCUUUCUUGACAUCAUAAAUACCUCGCCAGCUGUGCUAUUUAUUAUGUCAUCACAAACGGACUCUGUUUUUUUGAGAAGCUUAUUACAAAAAGAACUUGAGAUUUCACCUGAAUUGGCUAUUGUCGAUUUGGAAAAACAUUCUCAUGGUUAUGAAUUAGAAAAGUAUAUCAAGCAAAAUAAACUGGACAUAGACCCCAGUACUGCCUUGGAAACCAUCCACUCGCCCUACUUGUUUUUGAAUGGCAUUUCCGUAAUAAACAACGGAAUAGCAAGAGACAUAAUCGAGCCUCAUUCAAAGGGGUUGUUACUAUCAGUUUUAAAGUCCGAAGCCCGCGGUAACUUACUCAUUGAAAAGAAAGACAUCCCUUCCAAUUCAUGA
Molecule: messenger RNA, 861 nt
Organism: Saccharomyces eubayanus
Lineage: Eukaryota; Fungi; Ascomycota; Saccharomycetes; Saccharomycetales; Saccharomycetaceae
Gene: PRM4
Product: pheromone-regulated protein PRM4
Exons: 1
Coding region: 1-861 (286 amino acids)
Source: RefSeq, a predicted model, not a curated record